Molecule: messenger RNA, 1550 nt
Organism: Orbicella faveolata
Lineage: Eukaryota; Metazoa; Cnidaria; Anthozoa; Scleractinia; Merulinidae
Biological process (GO): protein folding
Cellular component (GO): nucleus; cytosol
Molecular function (GO): Hsp90 protein binding; Hsp70 protein binding
Source: RefSeq, a predicted model, not a curated record
UAAACAAAUUCCAUACAGGAUCAUCAGUUUCCUAUUUUAAUAACUGUUUGUUAUUGUUAAAAGUUGGCUUGUGUAGUUUUCUCCUUCCAUCAGCAUAUUUCAGUUUCCGCACGAAUUUAGCCGACAGUUUAUAAAUUUCAGUUUCAAUUGUUUAUUUUUACAACAUUGCUUCAGUUUCAAAUGAAUCAUAGAACACUAAAAUAGAGCCAGUAUCCGUUGAUUUAUAAGAAUCAGUUGACAACAACAAUUGCUGACUUGAAAAAAGUCAUGAACCGAAGGCCUUCGCCAGAGAUGGAUUUUGAAGAUAACACGUUCAGAGGUGAGAAACCUAUGGUAAUAUAAAGCCUUUUAUUCUGUGAAUUUGCCGAUUUUGAAGCUGAGUUCCUUGAGAUAUUCUUUUUCAAUUUUUUAAUCUAAAUGACCGUUUUCCUUGGACAAGAAAUUUAUUUUCAGUUCAACUUUUAACCAGGAGAAAAACGUACGUUAAGGCCUAUGUACUCGGACUGAUUUCCCUCAGAAAGAAAUAUAAUUAUCCAUGAACACUUCACGUGAUAUGACACAUAUCUCCACAUUAUUGAAGCGAAUAAGACAUGAUCAAAUCCACCUGACAAACGUAGAGUAAAGUUCUUAGAAAAUAAUAACGAUAAAACGUCUGCAGCUCACAUUGCAAUCGAAUGCUAAACGAUAAGGCCUGGUGUGAACCUAAAAUACCAAUGAAGAUUUGUGUUCCCUUAUUAGAACCAGUUGAUAUAGCGCAGAAUUGAACGGAGAUAGACGCCAGUACAUGAUGAAUCCGAGUGAUUCACAAGAAAUCGACUCUGCCAGCAAUGACACACUGAGAGAACCAGUUGACACGGCACAGGAACAAAGUUCUUCCCAAAAUAUGGAUUUAGCUGACAACGACACAUUAACACAAACAGCGAAAGUUUACAAAGAGUUAGGAGACGCUGAGUUAGCCAAAGAAGAAUUCCAAAAUGCCUUAAGUUUCUACACUGAAGGGAUUAAUGUAAAGUGUAAAGAUGACCAACUGAACAUCGAGCUUUACCGAUGUAGGUGGCUAUCAAAUUGUCAUCUAGGUAAUGUUCAUGAAGCAUUUGAGGAUCUGAACCGUUUACAAGAAAUCACAGGAACAGUUGACACAACAAAUAAUGAAGCGACAUUGAUACCAAAAAUGGAAUCUGACGAUGAUACUCUGAGAGAAACAGCACAAGUUUACAAAGAGCUAGGAGAAGUCGAGUACGACAAAGGAGAAUUCCAAAAUGCGUUAAGUUUGUUCACUCAAGUCAUUGAUGUCAAGUGCAAAGAUGAUCAACUGAACGCCCAGCUUUACUUCGCUAGGUCAAACACGCAUUCUGCUUUGGGUGAGUCGGUUAUUUGUUGUCCACUUUAACUUAGCGAAUUAAAAUAAUUUAAAAGUUCAGAAUGUAAAUCGUCCAUAUUGAUUACCGUACAUUUGUUUCGUGUUUACUUCUGAGAAUUUUAUCAUACAACAUUUGAUGAUCUUCGUUCUUCCCAUCACCUGUCUUCUUGAUUAAGUAUCAAUAUUAUGA